AUGUCAUCAGUCGGUACUGAGCUCCUGGGCCUCGAAAAUAAGAUCAAAAAGUAAGAUUUUUUACAGUGUACUCGGUAUAUUACUUUACCCAAACAUAGACAUGAGCAACGGGCCGGGCCUAAAUUUUAGACCCGGCCCGUUUUUGAUUUUGGUCAGGCCCGGCCCGGCCCGAUCAGAAAAAUUCUAGGCCCGGCCCGGCCCGUUUUAAAAAAUUUUAAAACUUAAAAACUAAAGGGAAAUUUGGCUUUAAAUUGUUUUUUAGGUCAUGUAUGGAUCAUAGAAUCCAAUAAAAUCGAAAAACAUAAACGGGAAUUGAAAUAAAAAAUUUUAAAAAAUUAAAAAUUUUUUUUUCGGGCCCGAGCCCAAUUUUCAAGCCCGGCCCGUUUUCGAUUUUGCUCAGGCCCGGCCCGGCCGUUGCUCAUGUCUACCCAAACAAUUUAUUUUUUAAACAAAUUUAAAAACUUUUGAAAUUUUUUUCGGUAUUGAAUUGGACCAAAAGGUUGUGGAAGAUAGGACCAUUUCAAGUUUUGUCAUUACUUUAACUUUUCUCCAUUUUCAACUUUUCUACAAACUUCUUGACCGUUUUAGUGAAACUUUUACCAUUUAGAGAGUUGAACCCUCGAAUCGACGCAUUCAAGUUUUACGGAAUUCUGGAGAAGUACUACGACCGUGACAAUGCCCCAUCUCAGGAGUACCAUUUGGUCGAAGACAAACGAUUCAAAUGGCAAGUUGGCCUUCGGAUCAACGACCUCACUGACGAAAGUAUUGUACAGCACGUGGUAGGUCCAAGUGUCUAAAAUUAUUUUUUUAAAUGUUUUGCUAAUUCAAAGCGAAAUUUCAAUAUUAUACUGCAUCCGAACACUUACUUCAGCUAUUUGUUACCUAAAAACAGAAAAAAAACUAAAAUAAUGUUACCAUUCCUUGUAAUUUUUCCGGUAUUUGACUCGCAGAAACAUUCUGAAAAUUGAAAAACAAGUAAAUAAAAGAAUAGGUAAUAAAAAACUGAAAAUAUUUAAAAAAUCAAUUUACAAAUCAAGGAAGAUCAUAGUAUGAUUUAUCCAUGAGAAUAUGAAUAGAAAAGACUGACACAGAACGAUCAAAAAAUUAUUUUUCUAAAUUUGACAUUUCGUUUUCGAAUUUUCAUUUACAGCAAAGCUAAUUAUUGUGCAGCAAUUUUUUUUCAGCUGAAAGAAGUUGGGAUUUUGGAGAAAUUGGAGUUACACAAAAGGAUUCUGAAUCUUCUGGGCAUCUUCAGACACCGCCAGUAUGUUGGUCUGGUCUUCCCCGCCUUUCUUACGCUCAAGGAGAAGAUGGAAGCCAGAAAGGUGUAAGUUUUUAAUUUUUUGUAAACUUCCUGACCAACCUACUACUUACACUUUUACCGACAAUCGAUUAUAGUAGACAUAACAUGUAAAUUUGAAUUUGUAUUUAGAAUCCAAGCAGAAACCAAACCCAACGCUCCAGCUCUGUUCCACCGUGAUUGUGUAGCCAUGGUGUUGAGACCAGUGAUCAAAGCCCUCAGAUACAUUCACUCUAAAGGCAUUGUACACACCCAACUCCAAGCAAUUAAUGUGUACAUGAACGAGAAGUGCUACGUCAAGUUGGGUGGAUUUGGUUAUGCCAGGUCUAUUGGCAGCAGGUAAGACAAUUUUUAACAACAAAGUUUAGUGUUUUUAUUUAAAAAUUGAGUUACUGCAAAAUUUUGUUGUAGUACUACUAUUAUUGGUACACAUAACUACGUAUAAUAGUCAAAAAAGAAAGCUCAGUACGCGAAUUGUCACCUCAGUAAUUGUCAGAGCCCAGUGCUCGCGUUAAAUCGUCAUAGCAGCCGAGCGGCCUCGAACCAGCGUGCUUUCGAGCCGAAAGCGAACGCUCUAUCCCCGUGGCUAUUCAAACAAACCUCUUUCUUUUCAGAAAUCGCGUUUUUAAUGCGGACUACAACCUGUACCCACCUGAGGUGUUACUCGAGGAAGGCGAGGUGACUGCCAAAUUCGAUUCUUGGGGUUUGGGAAUGUUGGCCAUUGAGGUUAUAUCGGGCAAACGCUACAAACACAGCCAGCCAAAUGCGAAAAAUAAUCUCCAUGACUUUGUAAGUCUGCUUUUUUAAUUUAUUUGAAAAGCUUUACUGUAACUAUAGUUGUGGAGUAAAUGUAUCUUUAAAAUAGGUUUAAAAAGCUUGUGUUUUCGUAGGUAUUUUUGUAAUCUUAAGAAGAAUUUUUAGCUGUCAGAGAGGGCAACCCCACCAACUUUGAAGGUCUUCGCUCCCAAGACAUACGAUUCUGAUGACAAAUGCAUAUACCACGAUGAUGUCGAAGAUUUCUUGUCUCAACUGUUGGAGGUAGAGCCACGUAGUCGUAUGGAUUUGGAGAAGGCUCGUGCUCAUCCAUUCGUCGGCAAUACUCUGGACAAGAAGCGAUGUGCCGAAGUGUGGAAAGGUGAGAUCGCAUAGUAAUGUUAUAGUAUGGUAAUGUAAUAGUCAUUCAUUUAUUUUUCCAUAAAAAUACAGAAGGUUAAACUUAGUAUCAACGUGUUUUAGUCAAAACGUUCUUUGUUAACGAAGCCGAGGCCGAACGGUCGCUGCGACACGAGAUGGAGAUGGUCAAAGGCGAUACUCACGACUUCAAAGCCGACUUUUUGAAGCGACUGGUAAGGUCUUCUCGAUUGGCAGCCAAAGAGUUUUAUCCUGUGUUUGAUGUCGAAAGCGACAAAUCCCUGAUGGAGGACUACUAUCUGGUACAGUUGACCAUUCCGAUUCCACCGAUGGAUGAAGGAUGGAGUCGCGACGUUCUGGACAUCUCCCAAGGACCAGACGGUAUGAACACGUCGGUCAAGGGUGAAGAAGGUGGUCCGAAGGUAGUGUUUUGUUAUUCUGAACAGUGUUGAGAGGGUGACUUGCGUUUUGAAGGGGUAGAUAAUUUUUUUUAAAUUUUUUAAAUUUUCAUUUUACAAAAUCUUUCUAUGAUAUGUUACAAAGAGCACAAUUUUCAGUACGUGAACAGAAACGAUCAGAUUUUCUUUGUGAAGAAGGAUUGGACUGAAGAAGAGCGACAAGUCUUUAUCGGACUACAGGUCUGCCGUUGGUAUCACCGUGGCUUCAUAGAGUAAGUUAUUGUUUUAAUCAUUUUAUAAAUAUACUUGUCUUUAAUAUUUAUAUACUAUACUAUAAGAAUUCAAAGAAUAUUUGUGUCAAAAACUGUUUCAAACACCUUAUCCUUCAGAUUCGGGGACGCCGUCAAGAUUGCUGAUGACAUUGACGACUUGUUCAACUUUUACAUUUCCGACUUUGGCAACAACGCCAAGACUGCCAAAGCUAGCGACAUCUACUUGUACACUCCGCUCAGGUUUGUUUAUACCAGAAGAACACCGUUGGUGGACAAAGAUCGAUCCAUCUACAACGCCUACAUCAACAUUGCUGUAGCGCCGGAGUCGAUGAAGUACCUCAAGAAGAAGUACGAUGACAUUGCGAACGUGGACAAGAGUACUAUUCCGGAAGGCCAGACGACCUUGCAUCAGUCUGUCAUCUAUAGAGAGCUGGAUCUGAAGAGAUUUAGAAGAAUGGAAGCCGCGGUUUUGGGCGAAGAAAAGGCGAAGCAGUGGGAAUCGAUGGCAUUUGAUGUUGAUGAACGCAGAAACACCAUUCUGUAAGUGACUAGAAGAGAAGAAGAGAAAUGUAGUUUUUUGUUAUUCUAUAGACGUUGUGCCAUGUAAAACGUAUAUAUUAUCUUUUAGGCCUCUUGUUUACGAAAGAAGAUGCAACAGAAAUGGUCAGUACAAGAGUGAUGCGGCUCAAGAUGAACUGGCUGAUGAACAUGAUCACGACUUUAACCAGAUCAGAACUGCCAAAAUCUGGAGCGAACUGGACAGAAAGUUCUUGGACGAAAAGUAUGGAGCUCAGUUGGAGGUAUGUUACAAUCAUCAUGUUCUUGAUUUAAAAUACAAUAGAAGUUAAGAAAAACUAAAAUACAACUUAACAAACUUUGACUACCUUUUUUGGAUCCACUAACCCUUGAACAAAUAUACUAUUUACUUGACUACUGUAAUAUUACAGCUACACCACCCAGACGCCAUCAAUCUGUUUGGUCAUCCGUUCGAGAAGACGCAAGUGGAGAAGACCUUGGAUGCGGAUCUCUACAGAGGCCAAGUGUACCAAACUGAAGACUACAUCAGUCCAUUUUCGGCCGCAGAUGCCGAGCGUGACGUCACCUGGGCCAAGGGCUACUACGCCACUACCACGCCGAGCAAGAGAAAGGCCAAGCCCGUGACUGGUCAGGCCGACAACUUUGACCAGAGCUUCGACGCCUCCCAACAUGUCAUGCCUAGUCCAGCCCCCAAAAUGAACCGUGCCAAACGUGCCCCCAACCCUUGA
Bursaphelenchus okinawaensis is the source of this 4366-nucleotide messenger RNA. The record is from the annotation of a GenBank genome assembly. Lineage: Eukaryota; Metazoa; Nematoda; Chromadorea; Rhabditida; Aphelenchoididae.